Messenger RNA from Helobdella robusta, 1571 nucleotides. RefSeq lists its product as hypothetical. Lineage: Eukaryota; Metazoa; Annelida; Clitellata; Rhynchobdellida; Glossiphoniidae. Gene Ontology annotation, molecular function: calcium ion binding; cadherin binding. The transcript is spliced from 9 exons. Gene Ontology annotation, biological process: homophilic cell-cell adhesion; cell morphogenesis; multicellular organism development. The record is from RefSeq and is a predicted model, not a curated record. Gene Ontology annotation, cellular component: catenin complex; adherens junction. The coding region runs from base 258 to 1571 and encodes 437 amino acids.
GCACACUGUACAACAAUGCCCAAAAUGGCUGUACGCAAGAAGACUGUUCCAAAUGUUCGUCCAAUUCUUCCUGCGUGGUCCAGGGCAUUCCGGGGACUCCCGUCUGCCAGUGCCCGCCAGGAUAUCGGGGCAGUAAUUGUAACAUCGCAACGUCGGUGAAAUAUUUCACAUCCAAUCAAUACGUUCAAUGGAAACCGUCUGCAACCUACGCCAGCAGUCUCAACUCUUCAGCCAAUUGGUACUCCGACAGCUUGCAGAUGCUGUUUAAGACCAGGAAAAGUAACGGCGUCCUCUUCAUGGCUAAAAGUUUUACUGGUUACGAACGAUAUCUGCUAAGAGUACGUGCGGGCAUGUUGUCAUUCACAUAUGACCUUGGGUCAGACGAUCGUGACCUCACGUUGUCCAACAUCAAAGUUGACGAUGGGGUUUGGCAUUUCGUCAGGAUUGAUAGAUACGGGAAUGUGGUUGAACUGAGGUUAGAUUCAGGCGAUGGUAUGAGAUACAACUCAAGUACUCCGGCUUCAGAGCAUAGGUACUUGAAGAUGAGUACUGCAAAUGUACUUGGCGACCUCAGCUACAACCAGUACAGCAAACAAACCGCAGUACUCGACAAUCUCGAAAAAACUUGCAUAUCCGAUGUUCGAUACUCUGGACACCUGUUGCCUCUUAGCAACGAGGAGAAUACAGAAUCUUUGGUAACCAUGACGAUGGUGGGUGGGAGUGACGUUGGAUGCUCCAUAACUGGAGUCUGUGUUGACGGACUGAACUGUCCCACUGACCAGAUCUGCGUCGAUCUCUGGAUGAAAAGUGAAUGCAGAUGCAAACAAUUCUGGGUAGCCAACGACCCCAGCCACCAAAACUCAAUUUGCGUUGCCAAAUCCUGCUCUGACUCUCCGUGUAUGAACGGCGGAACUUGUGUGAUGCUGGACGGAAAAGUUGCCUGCAUAUGUAGCGCUGAAUGGGGCGGACUCUACUGCACGGAUAAUGGUCCCAAGGAAGAAGAAACUAAAAAUAACACUGAGAGAAAUUUCAAUCUUGUUGCAGCUAUCGUGGUUCCUAUCAUUGUCGGACUUCUGCUACUGCUUUUACUGCUGUUUUUGAUAUACUGGUGUUGCUGUAGAAGGAAGGAAGACAGGCUUCUGUACGGCGAGCCUGAUAAAGAAAUUAGAGAAAAUGUUAUUGCCUAUGAUGAUGAGGGGGCCGGUGAACAAGACAACUAUGCCUUCGACCUGGGCAAACUCCAGAAGUCAAGCACUCCAUUAGAAGUUGACACACUCAAAAAAACGCCCAAUCUCGAAACAUUACCAGCUUAUACUACCAGAGGAGGAGAUUACCCGAGCAUCGCAGACUUCAUCUCAGACAGACUGAACACCGUCGACGGUGACCCAGACAACACGGGUGACGAUUCAAAGGUCAAUUUUGAGUUCGAAGGUCAAGGAAGCGACGCCGGGUCUCUCAGUUCAUUGGCUUCUAGUGAAGCUGAUCGAGAUAUCGAUUUUGAUUGGCUGGAAAGGGCCGGUCCACAUUUUGCGCGAUUGGCUGAUUUGUAUGGUGAUGGAGGUCAAGUUUGA